This is a messenger RNA of Penicillium crustosum, 2565 nucleotides long. RefSeq lists its product as uncharacterized. The transcript is spliced from 2 exons. The coding region runs from base 1 to 2565 and encodes 854 amino acids. The record is from RefSeq and is a predicted model, not a curated record. Lineage: Eukaryota; Fungi; Ascomycota; Eurotiomycetes; Eurotiales; Aspergillaceae.
AUGGACUUUACUUACAAUAAUGAAGAGAACGAUGAGAUACCGGAGUGGGUUGUACACCCUGGCUCUUUUACCUCGUCCGAAAGUUAUGCAUAUUAUCAUACAGCAACACAUUCCUCUGCCGAUGUCACAAGCCUUACGAGUUCGGAGGCCUUUCCAUCUGAUUCGUUCGACGCCGAGCCCAUUACCCAAAUGCCAGAACGUCCACAGCGAUAUGAAGGUGAUCUGGAUGGCAUGACCGUGUGGUCCAAGAUAGAUGAAAAUAUCCCUCAGGACCUACCACUUGAUCUAAGCAGUUCAAUCAUCACCCAACGACCAGAAGAUGACACAAGGAGUGAGAGCACUGCUCAUCCGCCAGGAGUGUUUGAUCGGGCCACGCUAGGAAUUCCGAAUUCCUCACCGUUGUCUCUGCAACCUUCGGAUGAUGCCAUACACUUGGCCUUUCGCACCUACUGGGAUCUCAUGUAUAACCAGCCAUGUGGUCAUGAUCAAAUCUCACAAGGCAUGCAGACCCUUGAAGCGAUGUUAAUUUUCUAUCGCACAAAGAUUCCCGCACCUCCCGUUUCACCAACCGAGUCUUCAGGACGAGGCCAAAAAAUGUUCCGAUGUUGGCAAUGUGAUCCUAGGAGGGAAAGAACAACGUUUCCAACUUUUGGUACAUUCAAGAGACAUUUGACUGGCCAUGGUAUACUCGACUGCGAGUGGCGCUGUAGUGAGCCGCACUGCCCCACGGUCCUCCUCCGGCGAGAUAGAAUGCAUGACCAUCUUCUUCGCAAACACAAGAGAUCCGGUCUGCUCUCGGUUGAGGUGGAAGCAACUCGGGUGAGAUAUGCCCCUCCAGCCGACUGUCCCUUUUGCUCCAAGGUGACACCUUCUUGGUCUGUCUAUUACGAGCACAUCAAGACCCACUGUCUCAUUUCCUCUCGUUCGGCGGGUGUCUCGGCCAGCGGCGAUCGGUCUCACCAUGGCGACAAUGACGGCGGAAACGGCAAUGGUCACAGCCAUGGCCAUGGCCCGCCUUCGGCCGGUCCCAGCAAUUUGAACGGAGAAUCGCAGUAUAACCGAACAAACGACAGAACUGGGGGUCCAUCUUAUUUCGGUACAAGCUUCGAAGGCUUCAGGGGUAGGAGCAAUAUGCACCCUGGUCCCAUAUCACCCUCAGUUUCCGACGAGCAGUUCAACAGCAACCGUCCUCGAAAUGUUAGUGAUGCCAUUGAACAAAGUUCAAUCGACAACUUGCCUAGCACAUCUCGUGGGCCUAGGCCUCACCUCCCCAAAGCCAGCGGGCAGCCCAAACAUCUACAGCCACCACAGAAUCCCGGAUCGUCACGAGCCGAUCAUUCGACCAAGCGUAAGCGCUCGGACAAACAGACAAAACCGACAGAAGAGAAGGCCCCUAGUUCAAAGAAUUGCAGGCGGUGUAAUCAUGACACGGCCAAAUGUCCAAUGUGCAAAUCUAUUCUUAGUUGCCACAUGUGUCGUGAGACGCCCAGGGGUGCUACCCAAGUUGGGUCUUCCUCGAGAAUGCCUGUGCAAGCCCUCUCAGAUUCAUCUUCUACCAUCGUCACUUUGAACGAGUCUUACUUGAACCCUGCAUCAUCGGCACAUUUUGCAAUGCCUCAGAAUAUGCCUACUCAACUGCCUUACUACAAUCCCUUCGAUCCACGAUCACUUGAAACUCUGACCAACGAGUUCAUGGAUGACCCACCCUCAUACGAUCAUGUCAUUGGGAUGGCAAUAGAUGUUGGAAGCCACCCACCACUGAGUGAUUUCGACGACAAAGUGCAAGAGUCGUUUAUCUUCGAAAGUGAUAUCGAGAUACUUCGCAGAGUUGGACUCAGCACACCCAUUGACCCGCUCUCCGUUAAAGGACGAAUGAUACAAGCGAAACCGAAAGUCUCUGGUGGUCCGGCACCAGGCUCAUACACAGACCUUGUUUUCAGAGACAAGGGAUCUUCACCCAUCCUAGAAGCUCCCCAGCCAAUAUCUACUUGCCGAUGCCCAUGUGUGACCAUCCCAACUGUAGACUAUAAGGCCCAUGCAAAGCUCAAAUUAUCGGACAACGAAAGAGUCGAGGUGACCUUCAAGAUGUCCCGGGCGCGUGAAUCAAGUCACCCCCUCCGCACGAGAGUGCAAGUCUUCGUGAAGCUUUUUAGUCUUCGCGCAUCGGCAGCAAAGUCAAACACGAAGAAGCAGAGGACUCAUUCCAUCACAUCCGAACCCCCCUCCGACGAGGAUUCCGAGUCUGGCACCGAUUCAGACCAAGAGCUCACUCCCACGUCAUCUUCCGGCUCCAAGUUUACACCGCUCCUCUACUCGACCGAGGACGUGCAGGACUGGGAGUUCAGCUUCGACAUCAGGUCGGCUAUAACGAAACUAGCCCAGUGGACCAGCAGUACAGAUGCCGACAUGUGUCAGAAACUAAUUUCUGACCCUAGUCAUGCACUAGACUUGAUUUCUAUGUAUGUUGUGUACAAUUUCAGGUUUUCUUGGUUGCUGAUGGGUCGCGAUGGGUUUAUUCUGUUUUUGAGCAGCGCCCUAUCACGCCUACUCAUGCCCUGUGCAUAA